This is a messenger RNA of Amblyraja radiata (thorny skate), 1308 nucleotides long. RefSeq names its product melanoregulin. The coding region runs from base 156 to 851 and encodes 231 amino acids. The record is from RefSeq and is a predicted model, not a curated record. Gene Ontology annotation, cellular component: melanosome. The transcript has 5 exons. Gene Ontology annotation, biological process: melanocyte differentiation; melanosome transport. Lineage: Eukaryota; Metazoa; Chordata; Chondrichthyes; Rajiformes; Rajidae.
UGCUCCAGCUAUGGAAUUGCAGCCCACUCAACCUAAGGUGAUUAUCGGAAGAGACUGGGGUUGGCAGAGUACCUGUAGUCAGUGUGGAUCUAUCCCCGGCCAUUGUCGUUCUGUCCGUCGAUCAAAUCGACCUCAGCUAAAGAGCUGCUACCUACAUGCUUCCGCAAGCCGGAAUACGCGAGCUGGCACGUUGCCCGAGCGCUCACUUCGCUGCCGUCCCUCUUCAACCAGCGCAGGGAAAUAAGCGAGGCAUUUUAAUUCUGGUCGAACCGCAAUCGAUGGGACCGAAGGAGUUUUUGUGGUCGAUCUGUUGCUGUGAGUGUCUGGGUGUCAUGAGAGCUCCGUCAAAACAGCCGCUGCUCAGCAAAACAUUCAUGGCAUACCGUGCAUUGGAAAGCCCCAGGGACUUUGAGAUGAAUUUGUGGAGCUCUCCUUGUGAUUCGUCUCACACUCAAGCAGAUGAUGAUCGGGAGCUGUUGAAUCUGCUGCACAAACGGGAGGAAGCAGAUCAAGGUUCAGAGGAAUGGCAGAAACUUAACUACGACAUACACACUCUGCGACAGACUCGAAGACGACAGGAGAACCGCUGGAAACGGAUCUUGGAAGAGUUAGGUUUUCAGAAUGAAGCCAGCACCUUGCUGGCAGUGACAAAAUCAAGCAUAAUCCAUUCCCAGAACCCGAACCCAGCUCAGCAGAUGCUACAGCGACUGACCAAGGAGACCAGCAUCUUCCUGAAUGAAUGCCAGGUGCCAGAGAGAUACCUCUUUGUACUGGACCGGUUGCUUGUACUCGAUGCUGCCGAGGAUUUCCUUUGGAAGGCAAGCCAGAAAUAUCCCAGAAACGAUGAAUAGACGACCGUACCAGGAAUGCUGGAUCCUGCAUAUGGAACUCAGCCGCCCAACAUUCUAGGAAUGUGGCCACUCUGUUCAAGUACCACAGCUCAUCAUGUUGCCACUAACUGCUUCCAGCCCAGGCCCUAACCAGACUAGUGUGACAGCUUUAGCUACCCAAAGAUUGUAAUGUGAGAAUCUUCCUCACGUUUGAGGAACCAGCCACCAGCUAGCGACAGGGCUUUCUCUCGACCUUUGUGUAAUAGUGUUACCGUCAUGAUCACACGGUUCUCACUGAUGUCCCCUCCUGCCCCCUCAUGUAAUACACAUGAAAAUCAGAUGGAGGUUGAGGAUAUAGAGUAAUUCAGCACAAAAACAGGGUCUUUGCCCCAACUUAUCCAUGCUGACUAUGCAGCCUAUUUGAGCGAGACUCAUUUGCCUUUAUUUGGCCUAGAUCCCUCUUUUCUCCCCAUGUACC